CUGACACGCAAACUGAAACACGUUUUGCGCAUGCUCAGUCGGAUCAGCUGUUGGUCCGUUGCUCUGUGAGAACCUGAGAAACUGAGCCACUUUUGUUUAUUUGUUUGUUUGUUAUUUUCUCCGGUAAACACGAUGGCUGGCACAGCGCUCAAGAGACUUAUGGCCGAGUACAAACAGCUGACCUUGAACCCACCUGAGGGCAUCGUGGCAGGUCCAGUGAACGAGGAGAACUUCUUCGAGUGGGAGGCUCUCAUCAUGGGUCCUCAGGACACGUGCUUCGAAGGCGGAGUGUUUCCAGCCAUCCUCAGCUUCCCCUCCGAUUACCCCCUCAGUCCUCCAAAGAUGAGGUUCACCUGCGACAUGUUUCACCCCAACAUCUAUCCGGACGGUCGGGUCUGUAUCUCCAUCCUCCAUGCUCCGGGCGACGAUCCGAUGGGAUAUGAGAGUAGUGCAGAGAGGUGGAGUCCGGUCCAGAGUGUAGAGAAGAUCCUGCUGUCUGUGGUCAGCAUGCUGGCAGAGCCCAACGAUGAGAGCGGAGCGAACGUCGAUGCCUCCAAGAUGUGGCGGGAAGAUCGAGAGCAGUUCAACAAACUCGCCCAGAAGAUCGUACGCAAGUCUCUGGGCCUGUAGAGAUGAUGUCAUCAGCCUGCGCCCUGUGUGUGUGUGUGUGUGUGUGUGUGUGUGUGUGUGUGUGUGUGUGUGUGUGUGUGUGUGUGUGUGUGUACAGCAGAAACAAAUGGCAUGGACAGACACACAUACACAGGGCGCUCAGUAUGGACAGAUCAAUACAUAAACUGAUGGAUGGAAGCCGAUCAAAGGACACAAACCAAACGCGAUGACAUCACCACCACCUUCACUCCGACAGCAGCAGCAGAAACGGCGCCGCCGCCGCCAUACCUCGUCCGUCUCCUCUGCAGGACAAUAUUUAUCAAUAAAUUCAUGAAAAGAUCAAUUUAAACUUUGUUUGUAUAGGAUAGAAAUGAUGUUUUACCUGAAGCUGUUGUCCCAUAGCGCCCCCUGCUGUGCCGCCUGGUGCUGUCAGUGUACAGUCGUCGACACAGAGGGGAGCCGGUCUGAUGUCCAGGAAGUUUCUCAUCAUUCCGAUCUGGUUUAAAGUUCAGGGAUUCAGACUGCUGACGGAUCGAAAGAGUCCUGCAACCGCAGUACCCCGCCCCGCCCCGACUCCUGCUUCCUGUUUCUGUUCGUUUGCUGCUGUUGGCGAGAAAUCGUUUCUGAUCUGACUGGUUGAUAAACGUGGACUCGGACUGGACGUCCGGUCGGACGGAAGCACGCCGGCUUCUCUCAGCAGGACUUCAUGCACUUUAUGUCUUCCUGAAGGAGGACGUCGCGAUGGUUCAGCUCGCUGAGGAGCUGACGGGAGCACAGAGCUUUAGUUUGAAGGGUUUCUUUGAAUUUGUCUGAUUUAACAAACGAUUAAUAAAAAAUACCAAGAGCA
Molecule: messenger RNA, 1456 nt
Organism: Maylandia zebra (zebra mbuna)
Lineage: Eukaryota; Metazoa; Chordata; Actinopteri; Cichliformes; Cichlidae
Gene: ube2g2
Product: ubiquitin-conjugating enzyme E2G 2 (UBC7 homolog, yeast)
Source: RefSeq, a predicted model, not a curated record